Molecule: messenger RNA, 2039 nt
Organism: Lycium barbarum (goji berry)
Lineage: Eukaryota; Viridiplantae; Streptophyta; Magnoliopsida; Solanales; Solanaceae
Exons: 6
Coding region: 1684-2004 (106 amino acids)
Source: RefSeq, a predicted model, not a curated record
GAUGCAUAUAAACAAAAAUAAGCAAUAAUAUCCCGCUGUCAUAAAUAUAGUCUUUAAUUAGUUACAAAUAAUGGAUUAACAUCCGAUUAGUGGCACUGUAUAACCAUGAUAUAUAAGUCACACAGCUGUAUACCCACCCCGAUUGUGGCUUUUUUCUCAAUUGAUGACUUGAUAUAAUGAUAUUAUUGUGACACUUUUUAAGAAAUUUGAAGUUACUGUUGCAAAUUUUGAAUGUCCCCUAGUUAGUUCUUUGUACUCCAUUAAAAAAAAAAAAAAAAUUAAGCUUGUAAAAAUGAACCUUGCUAGAGAAUAAUCAAUGAUUUUUCUUACCCUGCAAUAUUGAAUUAUAGACUAAUUCUUUAGCUGUAAUACAAGUAUGUUUUUGCAUCUAAGAUUGUUAUCAUCUUGUUUGUGGCAUUACAGAAUGCUCGAGUUUCCUGAACAUUCACCCCAAGUUCCUUCACUCAAACGCCACAUCCCAUAAAUGGGCGUUUGGCGUAUGUGCAAUUUGUUGGUUGAUUUUUUCGUUUUCAUAGUCUUGUGGUAAUUAAUAAGAUUACAUGUACUGCAAAUUCUAAUACCGGAGUGUUAACUUAGUUGUUAUUAUUUUGUGGUGUCUAAAGCCUUGGCAGAGCUUCUUGACUAUGUGGUUGAUGAGGUAAUCUUCUUUUCAAGUUGUUCUUUUUUGUUUUACUUUUUUGUAGCACAAUCUAUCUUCCACUUUUGGUGGGCUAUACUUGUAUUAGGGGCACAUAAUUAUAACUGGUGAUAGCUGAAAUUUCCUCAAAAUGAAAUACAUGGAGAGAGGGUUCUUCACGAUGAACAAUGAUGGUAUCUGUAGUACAUGAAAAGAAAGAAAAAAUCACAGCAAGAUGAAGAAGCAGUAGUCGAAAAAAGUAGGGUUGCAAUAUAUAUGAUAUAGUAUGCAAGUCAAUUCCUAUGCUAAUAAAAUAAGUAGCUAUUCUAUAAUUAAAAUAUCCCGAUGUGUCAUAUAAAAUAGCCUUUAUGACUUCCUUAUUCAAUAGGUCAUGCUAAUAGUUUGUCCAAACUGUCGUGCUAAUAUUUUUUCUAUGUUGCAGCCUUGCUUUUUCCACUGGUUAGAUAAAAAAUAGAGCCACCUUUGUUAUUGUUGAUAAAGUCUUAAAUCUAGGGAGUGGAAUUUCAGGUUUAGUGACACAAUGUAUUUCAUUUCUUUCUUGUUUGUGAAUAGCAAUUGAUAUUGAUACUUUCAUUGGUCUGAUUUUUGUUGAAGAAAAAUAUUAGAGUAUGAGACUGUAAAUCUUUCUAAUCUUUGUUCCAGAUGAUGGCUGUAGAAUGGACCAAGAAGUCAUACGUGUAUGGUCUUUGGAUUUUCGGAUAACAAGUCAACUUCAACUAUAGGACAGUGUAUGCACGUUAACUAUCAUGGUGUCCUUUUUAUUGUCCUGUCUUAUUAAUUCCCAACUUUCAACAUUUUAAAUGGAGAUGGUUUUAAGACUAGUUCAAUGAGACUUGGGCAGAAGUUAUUGUCUUUAGCCGCUGCACAAAGAACAGUUUUAGGAUCAAACCUGAGUUCCCAUGUUGGCCAGUAGUGCAAAUCUUGCUUCAAUGUGAGCACUCAGGGCUUCCCAUUCAGGUGGACUAUUCGUACACGAACAAACUCUCCAUUCUCUAUUGCUGCUAUGGAAGUAGCAGCGUAAGGUGAUGGGGUAUUUUCGGUCAAGUGUUCCUACAACUCACUCUAAUGGUGCUACCCAGCCAGAUCUUUGGCCAUUGAAGUCCAUAUGGAAGAGUAAAGCUCAUGUAAGCAUAUGGAAGAGUAAAGCUCAUUUUCUCAGCUCCUUGCGGCUAAACACUCUCAGCUCCUUGUGGCAAAAGACUCUCCUUCAUAUUCCAGGGAGCAUACUUGUACAAAGCCGAUGCUUGUGUAACUUCUUGAGGAUUUGGAGACUACAGUUUACAAGACAAUAUGUGCUAGGUUUGAAGACUUCAAACAAGUUGACGAUUUGUUUAUCAUGUUACUAGGAUUAUUUGAUUAGAAAUUAUAUUCGGAUGCUUAU